Phascolarctos cinereus (koala) is the source of this 375-nucleotide messenger RNA. Its product is annotated as cold shock domain-containing protein E1-like. Lineage: Eukaryota; Metazoa; Chordata; Mammalia; Diprotodontia; Phascolarctidae. The record is from RefSeq and is a predicted model, not a curated record. Gene Ontology annotation, molecular function: nucleic acid binding.
AUGGAAUGUGUGAAGAAUCAGUUUGGCUUCAUUACCUAUGAAGUGGAAGACAGCAAGAAACUCUUUUUUCAUAUGAAGGAAGUUCAGGAUGGCAUUGAGCUACAGGCUAGAGAUGAGGUAGAAUUCUCAGUAAUUCUCAAUCAGCAUGCUGGCAAAUGCACUGCCUGCAACAUCUGGCAUGUCUGUGAAGGCCCCAAAGCUUUCGUCUUUCCACAUCCUGAAAGACUGGCCAUUCACUUGAAGAGCAUCACUCUAGAUCUACUAAAUGAGGCCAAUGCUCCUCACCUAGUGGUUCUCUGUCAGCCAAGGGGACCAGAUAAUUCAAUGGGAUUUGGUGCAGAAAGAAAAAUCUGUCAAGCUGUUGUCAUUGAUUAA